ACCAAAUUAACAUUUCUUUAAGGGCUCAUAAUUUCUUAAAUGAAUGGCCCAUUUCAAGUCAGGCCAACAAACUAAAUUGUUUUGUCAAGCCACUCAUAAAUCAUUCAAAGCCCACUCAGAAACCAUUCCGUAAGUGCCAUCUCCUCAACAAUUCCAUUAUCUCAGCUUACCAAAAAAAAAUACCAUUAUCUCAGCUUACCAAAAAAAAAUCUCUGUAUUUCUAAUUGAUUUUGCUGUCGUUUAACAAUAUGGUGUGCAAGGGUUGUGAAAGGGAAAGUUCAUCUCGCUGCUGCUCGUAUCUUCACUCCGUUUAUUAAGGCAUGGAUAAAAGAGAUAAGAGUUGGAUGAAUCUUCCUAGAUAUAGUGAUAAAUAUAUGAAUGGGGUAAAUGAUUUUCUUGACAAGGCAUUUUCCUUGGCAGCUCAUGGGAAUGUAAUUUUAUGCCCAUGCAAAAAGUGUCAUUUACGUUAUUGGUAUUGUAGAAACACAGUAUAUGAGCAUUUGAUUAUUGAUGGAAUAACUCCAGGAUAUAAUGACUGGUAUUUUCAUGGUGAAGUACUAGAUUCAAGUAUGAAUAUAGAUGACAUGGGCCAAUCUGACAAAAGGGAUAUGGGUGAUGAUAUAGAUGGAUUGUUGCAUGACACUUUUAGGGGUGUAAUCAAUGAAGAUAUUCCAUGUAACCAAGAAUUUAGAGAGGGUCAAACAGAUGAGGCUAAGAAAUUCUUUAAAUUAUUGGAGGAAGGGAAAGAAGAGUUAUAUCCGGGUUGUCAAAAUUUUUCAAAGUUAUCUUUCACUAUUCGCUUAUACCUUUUGAAAUGCAUCCAUGGAAUCAGUAAUGUGGCGAUUACUAAUAUUCUAGAGUUACUUAGAGAGGCAUUUCCCCAUGCAAAAUUGCCUACAUCUUUUAAUGUAGCUAAGAAAAUGGUGAAAGACUUAGGGCUUGAAUAUCAAAAGAUACAUGCAUGUCCUAAUGAUUGCAUGCUCUUUUGGGAUGAGAAUGAGACAUUAAGCUCAUGUAAGGUAUGUGGUGCAUCUAGAUGGAAAUCCAAUGGAAAUGUUGUAGGGAAUAGUCAAGAAAGGUUAUCUAAAAAAGGGUAUCAAAUCCCUAAGAAAGUUUUUAGAUAUUUUCCAUUGAUUCCUAGGCUUCAACGGUUGUUUAUGUGUAAAAAAACUGCUGAUUGCAUGACAUGGCAUGAAAAAUAUCGUACUAAAGAUGGAAAUUUAAGGCAUCCAGCUGAUGGUGAAGCUUGGAAGAAAUUUGAUUCAUUGUAUCCUCAUUUCGCACAAGACCCUAGAAAUAUGAGGUUGGGUCUCUCGAGUGAUGGAUUCAAUCCAUUUAGAACAAUGAGCAUUGCACAUAGCACAUGGCCGGUCAUUUUGAUUAAUUAUAAUUUGCCUCCAUGGCAUUGCAUGAAACCAGAAUAUUUGAUUUUGUCAUCAAUUAUUCCAGGGCCAUCUUCUCCUGGUCAAGAUAUUGAUAUCUACAUGCAACCGUUUAUUAAAGAAAUGAGGCUACUUUGGGAAAUUGGUGUAGAUACUUAUGAUGCUUCCACUAAUCAAACAUUCAAAAUGCGUGCAUGUUUGCUAUGGACUGUUAGUGACUUCCCAGCAUAUGCAAUGCUUUCUGGGUGGAGUACCAAGGGAAAAUUUGCAUGCCCUACAUGUCAUUAUGAGACGAGCUCCCAAUAUUUGAAACAUAGUAGGAAGACUUGCUAUAUGAGACAUCGUAAAUUCUUGGCUGAGGAUCACCCAUGGAGACAUGAUAAGAGAUAUUUCAAUGGUGAUGUGGAGUUAGAAAAAUCCCCUCCUCCUUUGUCAGGGACUGAUGUGUUAGAACUUUUGAAUGGUUUUAAGAAUGUAUUUGGGAAGUUAACGAAAAAGGUCAAAAUAGCAAGUGAAGUUCCAUGGAAAAAAAAGUCUAUUUUUUUUCGAUUACCAUAUUGGGAGCAUAAUUUAUGUCGUCACAAUCUUGAUGUAAUGCAUAUAGAGAAAAAUAUUUGUGAUAGUAUCCUUGGCACUUUACUAGAUAUUCCAGGAAAGACAAAGCAUCACAUAAAUGCACGUUAUGACUUACAAGACAUGGGCAUUCGAAGGGAAUUGCAACCAACUAUAGCAAAUGAUGGUCGACAUGUGUUGUUAGCGAAAGCAUGUUUUUCCAUGACGACAAAAGAGAAAGAGAUUUUUUGUUCUGUUUUGAAGGAUGCAAAAUUACCACAAGGUUAUGCCUCUAAUAUUUCACGAUGUGUUGAUGUUGGUGGGAGAAAGAUUUCAGGGUACAAGAGCCAUGAUGCCCAUUUCAUCAUGCAUUACUUGUUACAAUGUGCUGUAAGAAAAACACUCCCAAAACAUGUUGCAACUGCUUUAAUAAGAUUAGGUGCUUUUUUUAGAGGUGCAUGUAGCAAAGUGGUGAAACCAAAGGAUUUAAAUUACUUACAAUCUGAAAUCAUUGAAAUAUUAUGUCUACUAGAAAAGAUUUUCCCUCCUAGCUUAUUUGAUAUUAUGGUGCAUUUACCUAUACAUAUAGUAGACGAAAUUAGGCUUGGUGGGUCGGUUAUGUAUCGAUGGAUGUAUUUUUGUGAGAGAUAUCUAUGUCAUUUGAAGAGAUUUGUCAAUAAUAAGAGUAAACCAGAAGGCUCGAUUGCUGAAGGGUACUUAGCAGAAGAAUGUUUAACAUUUUGCUCCAGAUAUUUGCAUGAUGGAGUGAAGACAAAAGAGAAUAGGUAUAAGGAGAAUCAUGAUAGUGUCACUUCAAUAGAAAAUUCAUCUUCCAUUUUUCCAAGAUUAGGACAUCCGAUUGGGGGGAAACGAAAAAAGAAGGGUGAGGCCAUAAAUAUCAAUAAGGAAACCUUACUUCAGGCACAUCGAUAUAUCUUAUUCAAUUGUGAAGAUAAGGAUGUUGAAAAAGAACAUCGAAAUUUGACAGAGCGUAAUAUUAAAGCUAGUAGAUGGGCAAGAGCACAAAAUCAUAGUCAUAAUUUUCCAGAUUGGUUUCAAAAUAAAGUUUCAGAGGCUACUGAUAUUCCAAAUCAUAUUUUUUGGUUGUCCAAAGGUCCAAACUUAGUGGCAAGGAGGUUUAUUGGAUAUUUUAUCAAUGGUUAUAAGUUUUACACUAGGACAAGGGAUGCUAAAUGCAAGACCCAAAAUAGUGGAGUUACCUUAUCAGCAUUGACUCCAAGUUUUGCAAGUUCAAAAGAUAAAAAUCCAAUAAUUAGUGAUGUUAAUUAUUAUGGUGUAAUAGAUGACAUAAUUGAAGUAGAUUAUUGGGGAGUCUUUAAUAUUGUUUUGUUCAAAUGCACUUGGUUUCAAGAAGAAAAAGAUGAUUAUGGACUUACAAAGGUCAAUUUCAAAAAAACAUGCUAUGCAGAUGAGCCUUUUGUAAUGGCAACACAAGUUCAUCAAGUAUUUUAUGUUAAAGAUCCUAUUGAAAAAGAUGGGCAUUAUGUAAUGAGGAAGGUUCCACGAGAUUUGUAUGAUCUUAUGGAAGAAAACAAUGGUAAUCUGCAAGAGACAUAUUGGGGAGAGAUUAAUGAUGAUAAUUAUAACUUGGGUGAAAAUAACGUUGAGGUAGAUGUCAAUUGGUGUAGAAAUGAUUUACCACAUAUGGCCGUUGAGAUGCCUUCAAAUAUAUCAAGUGAAAACAACAUAAACAAUGAUUCAGAUUUUGAUGACACUGAUUGGGAUUGGAUGGAUGCUACUGGAUGA
Mangifera indica (mango) is the source of this 3701-nucleotide messenger RNA. RefSeq lists its product as uncharacterized. NCBI's taxonomy places the organism in Eukaryota, Viridiplantae, Streptophyta, Magnoliopsida, Sapindales, Anacardiaceae. The record is from RefSeq and is a predicted model, not a curated record. The transcript has 3 exons. The coding region runs from base 321 to 3701 and encodes 1126 amino acids.